This is a messenger RNA of Diachasma alloeum, 4307 nucleotides long. It is a transcript of the gene PCB, whose product is annotated as pyruvate carboxylase, mitochondrial. Gene Ontology annotation, cellular component: cytoplasm. The record is from RefSeq and is a predicted model, not a curated record. Gene Ontology annotation, biological process: pyruvate metabolic process; gluconeogenesis. The transcript has 6 exons. NCBI's taxonomy places the organism in Eukaryota, Metazoa, Arthropoda, Insecta, Hymenoptera, Braconidae. Gene Ontology annotation, molecular function: metal ion binding; ATP binding; pyruvate carboxylase activity. The coding region runs from base 413 to 3946 and encodes 1177 amino acids.
CUUUAGCCGGACGGUCUGGAUACUGACGAAAGACCGUUUUUGCCCUGGAACAAGAAGGAGCUUCUAUUGAGAUUCCACCUCACUACAGUAAUCAAACGAGAAAGUUCGGGAUUCUGGUUGAGCGAGGGGAAAAUGAUGGCUGAACACGACAACGUCGGCGGAGGUUAGAGUGCGCACGCCGGAGGCCAUCGCGUGAGCGGGUCACUCAAACUGAAAACUACACUUGUAGGUUAUUCACGACCAAUUAAAUCAACAAUAAGGAACCUGCUCACAGAACUAAUUGUAGUUAAUCUCACCUGCAAGAAAAUUGGACGAGACCUGUAAAUAAAAAAUAAAAAAAAGAUAAAUUCUACUUAGAUCCUUCUAAACGAUCUCAUAUCCACCCGAAAUCAGAAUCUUCAAAACUAUCAGAAUGUACUCAGUUCACAGAGCUAGCCGGGCACUGACUCCCCAACGCUUGACCCUUCGAACUUUUAAUUCAAGUUUCGGCACCGAUAUCCAAUAUAAGCCAAUUCGCAGCGUAUUAGUUGCCAACCGAGGCGAGAUCGCCAUUAGAAUUUUUCGAGCAUGCACAGAGCUCGGAAUUCGCUCGGUGGCGAUCUAUUCUGAGCAAGACAAGAUGCAGAUGCACAGACAAAAGGCGGAUGAGAGUUACGUAGUGGGUCGAGGUCUUCCCCCCGUCCAAGCUUACCUGAACGUUGCAGAGAUAAUAAAAAUUGCAAGAGAAAAUGAUAUCGACGCUAUUCACCCUGGGUACGGUUUCCUAUCUGAAAGAUCGGACUUCGCAAAAGCAGUUGUCGACGCUGGAAUCAGGUUUAUAGGUCCUAGUCCUCAUGUAGUCCGGCAGAUGGGUGACAAAGUGGCAGCUCGAGCUGCUGCAAUUGAAGCAGGUGUUCCAAUUGUUCCUGGAACAGACGGGCCAGUGACGUCUUCAGAAGAAGCCAUGUCUUUCUGUCAAAAACACGGUCUUCCAGUGAUUUUCAAAGCUGCUUACGGUGGUGGUGGUAGGGGGAUGCGCGUAGUCAAACAGAUGGAAGAGGUCAAGGAGAUGUUUGAACGAGCAUCCUCAGAAGCCCAAGCAGCUUUUGGCAAUGGUGCGUUGUUCAUUGAGAAGUUCAUCGAACGUCCGAGACAUAUUGAGGUUCAGCUCCUAGGAGACAAUGCAGGAAACGUUGUUCACCUUUACGAAAGAGACUGCUCUGUUCAAAGAAGACAUCAGAAGGUUGUGGAGAUCGCUCCAGCGCCUCGAUUAGAUUACAAAGUCAGAGAUAAGAUGACCGAAUAUGCUGUAAAAUUGGCGCGACACGUGGGGUAUUCAAACGCAGGGACUGUGGAAUUUCUGGUUGAUGAGAAUGGAAACUUCUACUUCAUUGAGGUAAAUGCGAGACUGCAGGUGGAACACACGGUCACUGAGGAGAUUACAGGAAUCGAUCUAGUGCAAUCGCAAAUUAGGGUUGCUGAGGGUAUGACCCUUCCUGAGUUGGGCAUGACACAGGAGAAGAUUUCUCCUCAGGGGUAUGCGAUCCAGUGUAGGGUGACUACUGAGGACCCUGCGAAGAAUUUCCAGCCGGACACUGGAAGGAUCGAAGUUUUCAGAUCCGGUGAAGGAAUGGGGAUUAGAUUGGACAGCGCUUCUGCUUUUGCUGGGGCAAUCAUCUCCCCAUAUUAUGACUCGUUAUUGGUAAAGGUUAUUGCCCAUGCUGCUGAUCUCCAGUCAUCUUGCGCGAAGAUGAACCGAGCUCUGAGGGAAUUUAGGGUUAGAGGAGUCAAGACUAAUAUUCCGUUUCUAUUGAAUGUACUGGAAAACCAGAAGUUUUUGAAUGGAAAUGUAGACACUUAUUUCAUUGAUGAAAAUCCACAGUUAUUCAAGUUUUUAUCCAGUCAAAAUAGGGCGCAGAAGUUGCUGAAUUAUUUGGGGAGUGUCUUGGUUAAUGGACCGAGUACACCACUAGCAACUCAGCUGAAACCUGCAGAGAUCAAGCCACAUGUUCCAGAGAUAGCUGUCGAUAGUUUGCAGCCACCUGAGGGCCUCAAACAAGUUCUAUUAGAGAAGGGACCAGAGGGCUUUGCCAAGGCUGUUCGUGAGCAUAAAGGACUUCUCCUCAUGGACACAACUUUCAGAGAUGCGCAUCAAUCACUCCUCGCUACGCGAGUUCGCUCCCAUGAUCUUCUGAAUAUCUCACCAUAUGUUGCUCAUAAAUUCUCCAAUCUUUAUGCACUGGAGAAUUGGGGAGGUGCCACUUUCGACGUUGCUCUGAGGUUCCUCCAUGAGUGCCCUUGGGAAAGAUUGACCGAAAUGAGGAAAGCUAUUCCUAAUAUUCCAUUCCAGAUGCUUUUGAGGGGCGCCAAUGCCGUUGGCUACACCAAUUAUCCGGAUAAUGUCGUCUACAAGUUCUGCGAUCUUUCAGUACAAUGUGGAAUGGAUAUUUUUAGAGUCUUCGACUCACUAAAUUAUCUUCCUAAUUUAGUCUUGGGAAUGGAAGCAGCUGGGAAAGCAGGCGGAGUUGUUGAAGCUGCAAUUUCUUAUACCGGAGACGUGUCGAAUCCCGUACGCUCCAAAUACAACUUGAAAUAUUACACAAAGCUCGCAGACGAGCUCGUAAAAGCAGGAACGCACGUGCUGUCCAUAAAAGACAUGGCAGGGCUCUUAAAACCGAAGGCAGCUACCCUCCUUAUCGACGCCAUCCGCCAACGUCACCCUGAUAUCCCCAUCCACAUUCACACGCACGACACAGCAGGUGCUGGAGUUGCUGCAAUGUUAGAGUGCGCUCGUGCAGGAGCAGAUAUUAUCGAUGUAGCAGUGGAUAGCAUGUCAGGGAUGACCAGCCAGCCCUCAAUGGGUGCGAUUGUGGCUUCUCUCCAGGGUACAGAAAACGAUACAAAUUUCAACCUUCGAGAUAUUUCUGCGUAUUCUGCUUACUGGGAGCAGACCCGUACACUUUAUGCACCUUUUGAGUGCACAACAACCAUGAAGUCAGGGAACGCCGAUGUUUAUCUCAGUGAAAUUCCUGGAGGACAAUACACAAACCUGCAAUUUCAGGCUUACUCUCUCGGUCUUGGAGAAUUCUUCGAGGACGUUAAGAAAGCUUACCGAGAAGCCAAUCUUCUUCUAGGAGAUAUCAUCAAGGUCACACCAAGUUCCAAAGUCGUUGGGGAUUUCGCCCAGUUCAUGGUGCAGAACAAAUUAACAGCUGACGAUGUGCUCAAUAAAGCGGAGGAGUUAUCCUUCCCAAAAUCAGUUGUGGAAUUCCUCCAGGGUGCUAUUGGGGAGCCGCAUGGAGGAUUCCCUGAGCCAUUGAGAUCCAAAGUGCUUAAGGAUAUGCCGAGGGUGAAAGGCAGGCCUGGAGCUAGUCUUACGUCUUUAGAUUUUGGGAAAUUGGAGAAGGAAUUACGAGAAAGCCAUCCAUCAAUUAACGAGAAGGACAUCAUGUCUGCUGCACUUUAUCCCCAAGUAACCGAAGAUUAUCUGACAUUUAGAGAACAGUUUGGUCCUGUAGACAAAUUGGAGACAAGGAUAUUUCUUACCGGACCUAAAGUUGGAGAGGAGUUCGAGGUCACGAUCGAGAAGGGAAAGACUCUAGGAAUAAAGACCCUGGCGAUGGCUGAGGAUUUGACACCCAACGGUGAAAGAGAGGUAUUUUUCGAGAUGAAUGGACAGCUGAGGUCGGUAUUCAUUAAAGAUAAGGAGGCUGUUAAGGAGUUGCAUAUUCAUCCAAAAGCAAACAAAUCCGAUAAAAAUCAAGUGGGAGCUCCAAUGCCAGGCACUGUUAUUGAUAUUAGAGUAAAACCUGGAGAUUCAGUGGAGAAAGGCACCGCUCUCAUUGUUAUUUCAGCUAUGAAGAUGGAGAUGGUGGUACAGGCACCAAAAGCAGGCACAAUCAAAUCUUUGGAUGUUGCUCAAGGGACAAAGAUUGAGGGAGAUGAUCUACUACUCAUAAUGGAAUGAAGGAAAAUUUCAAUGUUAUUCAAUGGCUAUAGGCGAUCCUAGUGGAACUGCUGCUAUCUUGGCUAUUCUAGGAUGCUGUCAUUUAUUACAUCAUCAAUUUUAGACUAUGAUACCAAACAGUUAUGGGAACCCGAGGAACACUUUUUAAUCAUUAUGAGAUGAAUCUAAUACAUAUUGUGAGUGAUGAUGAGAGAACAGUGGUGGGAUAAUGAUUUUGAUUAAGUGUAGCAUUGAUUCAUCAUAAUUGUGUUCAGAAACAUAGGAACUUGGAAUACAUUAAUGUAGCGAGCUGGUGGGGGACAGGAUCUGUCAAACAAUUUUGUACACUCAUAUUAUUAUAAAGAUAUCUAAGGAUAACUGA